AUGGCAAUGCUAUUUCCCCGUGGUGCUGUUUCGCUCAGGGCCUUGAGGGAGCUUGUUCAGAUUCGUCUGAAUGUCAGCUUGGUCGGGAGGCGCUCGGACAUCCGCAGGUUGGCGAAGAAGGCUGCAGAAGAGUUUUCAUGCGGCGAUCGGCGUAUUGAUGGUUAUGCGCCCGUGUGGGAACCGUUGCCCAAGCACAGCUGCCUAGACCGAACUUGGGCGCUGGACGUGGCAGCGUCAGAUACGAAAGAUCGCGGCCGGUGUCUCUUUUCGUCCUUGAGUGACUUUGGCCAUGGCACUAUCGACAACUUGGAAGCAAAAUUCCAGAAGGCUGAGCUUCUGGGCACGAGGCACGUCGUCGGAGAUUUGGGUGGCUUCCUACCACCAUCCAUUCGUGCUGCAAACGACGUUUUCUGUAAGAUAGCCAACGACGGGCUGGCAAUGCUGGACAUCAUCAAGGAUGGCCUGGCCAAACUUUGGGGUGGUUUGGCCAAUUCCACAACCUCCCUACUCCGUGCAUUGGCUCCUGAGCUUGGUGUAUGGGACCCAGGCCGGGUGUUAACGCAGCAGAUAUUACCGCUGUUUAGUGGUGCGGUGAGGCUGGUAAUGAAGGGGUCGACGCUCAACGAUGGUGGCAUGCAAGUCUUCGUGAACAUGCUUGUUGGCAAUGACAUCACCUUGGAGGCUGAUGCUUCCACGCCUGGCAUCGGGACAUGGCGAGUAUCCCACGCGAUCAGCAAGCGCCUCAUCUUCGUUGUUUCCUCCUCUGAGAGCAUCGAGUGA
Messenger RNA from Symbiodinium necroappetens, 780 nucleotides. Lineage: Eukaryota; Dinophyceae; Suessiales; Symbiodiniaceae. The record is from the annotation of a GenBank genome assembly.